GGAAAAAAGCCAGGCGUGCGUUUGGAGUUGACGUCACCGCAUGACAAGACAACCAGACAUGAGUUUGCAUGCUCAGCACCAGUAGAGAGAGCUGUGGGAAACGAGAUACAUUGUCCAUUUUGUGCACAUAGACGGAUAUAUACCAAAGCGACAGAGGAGAAAACAGGCAACACAACUGGACAUUGCGACCUCCCCAACCUGGCCUGGCCAUGGAUGAACAGGCAGGGCCCGGUGUGUUCUUCAACAAUAACAACAACUCGUUGUUAGCCAGCGGCGGAGGGAGAGCACCACAACCCGGCGACGGCGGGGGCGGAGAGGCGGCUAGGGCGCAGUACAGUAUCCCGGGGAUACUGCACUUUCUGCAGCACGAAUGGGCCCGGUUUGAGGUCGAAAGAGCGCAUUGGGAAGUGGAACGGGCAGAAUUACAGGCUCAGAUUGCCUUCCUGCAGGGGGAGAGGAAGGGGCAGGAGAACCUGAAGAAGGACCUGGUGAGGAGGAUCAAGAUGCUGGAGUACGCCCUCAAACAGGAGAGGGCGAAAUAUCAUAAACUCAAAUAUGGCACAGAGCUGAACCAGGGGGACAUGAAACCUCCCAGCUAUGACUCAGACGAGGGGAAUGACAGCGAGCUUCAGGAACCCCCAAAUAGCCAGCUGAGCUGGAAGCAGGGACGCCAGCUGCUGAGACAGUACCUGCAGGAGGUGGGCUACACGGACACCAUCUUGGAUGUGAAGUCCCAGCGGGUCAGAGCUCUGCUGGGUUUGACCAGUGACGCCGGGUUAGCCGAGAGGAGGGGCGAUCGCCGCGGCGACAGCAUGGUGAACGGCACUGAGCCCUCCUCCCCCAAGGAGGGUGCCGACACGGGGAAGCCGGAGCUAUCUGACUCUGCCACGGUGCUGGAGGCCUUUAAGUUCAUAGAGAGUGCAGCAGCCGAUUUCAGUGACGAAGACGAGGAUGACGACAGCGAAGGCAGAGAUAAAACCAUCAUGGACAUGGCCACGAUGGUGAGGAAGAAAGCCACAGCGUCUCCGUCUCCUUCCUCUUCCUCCCCGUCCCCGUCCUCGUCCACGGACCUGAGCGAUGACCUCGACACGGAGGAAGCCAUGAAGGGCUUCGACUUCCUGGCCGGCGCAGACGAGGCCGACGCAGCGACCGACUUCCCCAGCUCCAUGGAAGGGCCCGACUGGGAGAAGGAUGAGCAGAGCCCUGGGGAGGCGUGGGAGGUGGACCAGGGCCUGAUCACGCGGCUGAAGGAACAGUACAGGCAGGAGCGCAAGGGCAAGAAGGGGGUCAAGAGGCCUAACCGCUCCAAGCUGCAGGACAUGCUGGCUACCCUGCGGGAUGCUGAGGACCUGCCCUCCUUGCAGCCGCCCGUCAACCCCCCCGUCCGGCCCCCCAUCCCUCGCCUCAACGAGCACGAGCUGGGCCAGGCUGACGAAGUAGAGGCCAUGACUUUCCCGCCCUCCUCUGGGAAGUCGUUUAUUCUGGGCCCUGACGAGGAUCUGCAGAGCGAGCUGGGGCUGGGAGAACUGGCCGGCCUCACCGUGGCCAACGAGGCCGAGAGCCUGACCUAUGACCAGAUGUCCACCAGCCAGGACCUGCGUAAGACGUGGAACCCCAAGUUCACGCUGCGGAGCCACUUUGACUCGGUGCGGGCGCUGGCCUUCCACCCCACGGAGCCCGUGCUCGUCACCGCCUCAGAGGACCACACGCUCAAGAUGUGGAACCUGCAGAAGAUCGCCCCCACCAAGAAGUGCACUGCCCUUGACGUGGAGCCCAUCUACACUUUCAGAGCACACAGGGGGGCGGUUCUGUGUGUGGUGAUGAGUUCUAGUGGAGAUCAGUGCUUCAGUGGGGGAGUGGACGGAACCAUUCAGAGCUGGAACACACCCAACCCCAACAUCGACCCCUACGACUCUUAUGAUGCCUCUGUGUUGCGUGGUGCUCUGUGCGGACACACGGACUCGGUGUGGGGCGUGGCCUACAGCCCCGCCCAUCACCGGCUGCUCUCGUGCUCCGCCGACGGCACCGUGCGUCUCUGGGACGCCGCCAACCCCGCCCCCGCCCUCGCCGUCUUCAACCAGGACCUAGAGAUGGGCAUCCCCUCCUCGGUAGACCUGGUGUGUAGUGAACCGGCCCACAUGGUGGCGUCGUUUGACAGCAAUCAGAUCGGCAUCUUCAACUUGGAGACGCAGCAGCUCCUGCUCAAACUCGACACGGAGACGCCAGCGGAGAAAGAUAUCUCCUCACACAUAAACAAAGUGCUCAGUCACCCCACGCUGCCCAUCACCAUCACGGCACAGGAAGACCGACACAUCCGUUUCUACGACAACAACACAGGCAAGCUGAUCCACUCAAUGGUGGCCCACCUGGAUGCAGUCACCAGCCUGGCCGUGGACCCCAAUGGCCUGUACCUCAUGUCUGGCAGUCAUGACUGCUCGGUGCGUCUGUGGAGCAUGGAGAGCAAGACGUGCAUCCAGGAGUUCACCGCACACCGCAAGAAGUUCGAGGAGUCCAUCCACGCCGUGGCGUUCCACCCCACCAAGUGCUUCAUCGGCAGCGCUGGGGCCGACGCACUCGCCAAAGUCUUCGUAUGACCCCUCUAAACCCCCUCAAACACACACACAAACACCUCUGCCCCUCCACCCCUCUCAAACACACACACAAACACCACUGCCUCCAACCUCCUCGAACACACACACACACACACACACAAACACCUCUGCCCCCCCACCCCUCCAGCCUUUUACUACGAGCCGCCAUGGCAGACUGGCGAGGACUGAUAAGAGGGCGGUGGUGACAGCGGGCGAGCCGCCAUGUGAGACUGGCGGGGACAGAAGAGAUGGCGGUGGUGACGGCGGGCGGCUCCAGGAAAGGGCAGGUUUGGGUUACAUGAGACAGACUGAAGGAGGAGCACCAGGGUUGUCUGGAACUGAGUGGGGAGUAGAGUGGGACGUGCAGCUGAAGAUACACACAUACACACACACACACAGAGACACUGGCAGUGUUGUCUUUUCACACUCCAUGUCCAUGUUUGAUCUGACACACACACACACACACACACACACACACACACACACACACAGAGAGAGAGAGAGAGAGAGACACACAGAGAGAGAGACACUGGCAGUGCUGCCUUUUCACACUCCAUGUCCAUGUUUGAUCUGACACACAGACACACACACACACACACACACACACACACACACACUUUAUCCAGGCAGGCCUGGUUGGCUCAGUGAAUUAUAAACUUCCUUCUCAAGUCAGCAGAGACCUUCCUCAGACUCACACACACCUGGACUCCGGGCCGUGCCGGUCAAUGUGUGUUACCAUCUCUCCUCUCUCUCUCUCUCUAUCUAUCUCUCCUCCCUCUAUCUCUCUGUCUUUCUCGCUUGCUACUUCACUGAAGGCUUUCUGGGGCAGAAGACAGGAUAAGCUGGAAAACAUGCAGACACCUCACACACACACACACACACACACACACACACACACACACACACACACACACAAUCGCAUCUCCCCGCUAUCUCUCCUUUAGCUGCCUCACGCCCCUUUCUCGACCUCCAACGGUGGUGGUCGAGGAAAUACUGGUGUCGUCUACAACUUCUUCACCUCACUAUGAAUCCCAGGUUUCCCACUUCCUGUUCGUUUGUUUGUUGCCUUGUUUGAGGGGUGAAGAUGCUAAAGCUUUCAUACCACCACCACCAUGGAACCUGGACCCCCCCCCUCAUCUCCAACCCCUUCCUACCUUACCUGAAUGGCCUGUUUAGCUGAGCUGUUUGGUGGUGGCAUGAGGUAUAUGUGUGAUGUCAUGGGGUAUAUGGGGUAUAUGUGUGAUGUCAUGGGGUAUAUGUGUGAUGUCAUGGGGUAUAUGUGUGAUGUGUCAUGACUUAUGUGCCUUUGCAUCACAGCAGUGUCCAAUGGAACCGUUGGUGGGCUCUAAGAAAUGUCUUUUUUCCCCCCCCCUCAUUUCGAAAAAAGGCUUUUCCAAAUACUUAUAAUUUAAAUACGACGAUGAUGAUUGAUGAUGAAAACAUUGACUAUGACAUUGACAGCCAAACCUAUAAAUCUGCAAGCAAAUAUUUCCCAAAAACAUAAAACUUCUGUCUUAGCUACUCUGUUUCAUCUGCAGCCGGUUUUACACAUUAGCAUUUGAGUGUCAAGACACUGUUGAUGAGCAGCUACACGAAAGAUACAUGACCUUUUACAAAGCAGUUUGAGCAGUUGUCUCUUCGACGGUUGGUAACCGGUCAGAUACACUCUUGAUUUACCUCUACUACGCUAUUAGCAGCUCGUCAAAGCUCAUUGCUAGUUCAACACUUUGGUUUGGUUUGGAUGAACUGCCUUUAAAUGUUUUUUAGUUUGCUUGUUUGUUUGUUUGUUUCAGUGAUUCAGGAUGAGUUUUGUUUUCUAUUUUUAGUUUGAUGUUUAUUGCAUUUUGAAGGAUGCUUUCUGCACUUUGCGUUUCUAUAUGUGAGUCACUUCAGCCAAAAAAAAACACAUCAAGGCGUUUCAGAUAUCAGUCAACAGUAUCCACUCAAAGCGUUUAGCUGCUAAAUUAUUUAGAAUUGUCUAUGGUUCCUUGCUGACAGUACCGUCUCGUGUCUCUAGAAAAGGAAGGCUCCUGCGGGAUAAAAUGAUGUCGAGAUGACUUUGGGUCUUAACUCUUAAAAUCAGUUGUACUUAAAAGGUGCACUUGUAAGAACAAACGUGACCCCUUGCCUGAAAGGGACCUAUUAAUUAUAUGUUCUCUAUGUAAUAAUUAUUUUGAAAAGUAUAUAUUUUCUAACAACUAUGAUUACAAGCUUAAUGGUAUUUUUAUUUACGCAAAUGGGUUGUGAUUCUUUUCAUUUGUGUUGGUUUUGUUUCUGUGAUUUUACUUGAAAACUGGGUAUCACCCCUUUUGAAAGCCUACUCACUCCCAAGACGGAGUGCUGUCUUAUCAAGACUCGUCUUAUGGAAUGCCUUUAAGGGAAGUUAGGCCGAGUGAUCAAACGUGCAUAGCUUUCGUUUUAUUUCACGUUGUGUCUCAUUCUGUUUCUCGUAAUUUCGCCUGACAGCAAUUCAGAAGACGAAAUUUGGAUGUCAGACUUAUGAAGAACACAAUGUAUAAAGUUUCCAAUUACAGUUCUAUUUUUGUUUUGUCGUUGUUGUUUUUUUUUUCUACUCCAGGCUCUUAAAUAUGCUGAUUAAUCAGCAAGAAGAAAAAAUCCAUGGCUGUCUACCAAAUUCAGUGAUCUUGAAACGCGUAGUUUUGGAGCCUCUGUACACUACAGGUUCGGUGAAAAGUGAAAUAACUGAGUUUUUAAAAGUGUAUGCUUGUCAACACUACAAUAAGAAAUCAUUCUCAAGUGAUUUAUUUUAUUCGGUCGUGGUAGUAAUUUCUAGUAAAGAACGUGAGAUAGGGUAUCAGAUAGAAUAUGUAUAGUUCUACAGAAACAUCUAUUUAUAACUUCAGAAAACGAUGUACAUUGAAUCGUGACUUCAUAUAUUUUUAUUAUUAUUUGACGUGUGAUGGAGUCAGUUCAGUUCACUAUAAUGUGGCGCUUGUAGUGAUGAAAAGAUGCACGUUCCAGUGAGCUCUCAUUGCGAAUUAAAGCUUGGGAUGAUGCUUCCCUCUGCUGGUCAGAAAGGGGAAAACUGUGACAGGAGCAGCGAUAUGUUGCUCUGAUAUUGGAUAGGCUACACUUUAAUGUUACUGACCGAGGAAGCUUUGCUUAUACGUUACUGCGUAGACAGCGAUCGUAUCCUUUAAAAUGAAGAGAAUUAGAAAGAAAUAACCCGUCUUAUGAAUUCAGUGUGUUCACUGCUUAUGUAAGUUAUGGAGAGACGCAUGUAAAUGGUAAGCCUACUGACGAGCUAAGGUAAAAUUCCUGUUGACGGAGCGCAACUGAAGGUUGAGACUGACGUUUUUGACCCAUCGUUCACAAGAGCAAGGGAAGGUCUCUCUGAAGUGACUUUGGAGGUUCUGACUGGUGGUGUUGCAUGCAAGCACCACAUACGUAUAUGACCGGUUUGUGUACAGAUACAAGAACAAUUUAUCUAAUGAACCAGUUAAACCAUUAACAAACAUCUGGUGCAUGCCAGAUAUGCAUAUAAAGGGAAGGUCAGUAUGGUUUUUUUUUUUUUUUUUUUGUAAUUCAUGUUUGUGUAGAAAGUUCAGGGAGACCAUGUAAACUUGGGUUAAAAAAAAAAAAAAAAAGAAUUUUUGUGUAUAUAUUUUAUUGUAAUAAUAAUUGUUAUUAUAGUGUCUUUUUUUCAUGAUGUAUUAUGCUCUUUUUUCUGAGAUGGGAGAGUGACAUUUAUCGAUAACAACAAUAAAAGACUAUGUUGUAUUUCAA
Molecule: messenger RNA, 6338 nt
Organism: Clupea harengus (Atlantic herring)
Lineage: Eukaryota; Metazoa; Chordata; Actinopteri; Clupeiformes; Clupeidae
Gene: strn
Product: striatin, calmodulin binding protein
Exons: 18
Coding region: 210-2594 (794 amino acids)
Cellular component (GO): dendrite
Molecular function (GO): protein phosphatase 2A binding; calmodulin binding; armadillo repeat domain binding
Source: RefSeq, a predicted model, not a curated record